GUUUGCCCGGGGGGGAGCACGUGGUGGUCAGCACUCCAGCAUCUGCUGCGGUGGGAAGGUGUGACCUCAGAUUUCCCCUCGCGCUCUUUUUGCAGAGUUGGAGAUAAACUACUGCGUGGCUGUCCUCCAAAGCGGCCGCUAAACCUCCAAGCACACGCGCUCUCACAGUAAACACCUUUCACACCAUUAUCCACGGGAUUACCUUGUUUUCUGUGACACCUGCUACCUUUUUGGUGUGUGCACAGCUUUGACCCCGCCAAUGGGGGUUUGUGUCCGACCGCUGAGAGGCAUUUGGGAAGAAAAUAAAUAACUUCCUCUGGUUGUUUACAUUGGAAACAUAACUUCUCAAGCUCCACUGUGAAACAUGACAGACGCCAUGUUUGGCAGUGAGAAUGAGCACUGGGUCUGUCCCAAUGACAGACAACUAGCGCUUAGAGCAAAGUUACAUACAGGCUGGUCCAUCCACACGUUUCAGUCAGGGAGGCAGAGGAAAGCUCAGACACUUGAGAAAAGAGAGCUGGAUCUCAUCAUGAGUGUCAUCCACCGCGCUGAACAGCUCGAGAUCAUUGAGCAACACCGGAUUGGGCAUUUAGUGGAGCGUCUGGAGAACAUGAGGAGAUCUGCUGUGGGAAAUGGCCUGUCACAGUGCCUGCUGUGUGGAGAAGUGUUUGGUCUGCUGAGCUCUCCGUCCGUCCUCUGUUUGGACUGCUGCAUGAAGGUGUGCACCAAAUGUGGAAUCGAGACUGCAGGCAGUCAAAAAAGGGCUCAGUGGCUUUGCAAGAUCUGCAGCGAACGGAGAGAGGGGCUUGAGCACCCAUGGGAUAGGCGCCAAUGGACAUAG
This is a messenger RNA of Sinocyclocheilus grahami, 841 nucleotides long. Its product is annotated as rab effector Noc2-like. Gene Ontology annotation, molecular function: small GTPase binding. The record is from RefSeq and is a predicted model, not a curated record. The transcript has 6 exons. Bases 365 to 841 code for a protein of 158 amino acids. Gene Ontology annotation, cellular component: synapse. Lineage: Eukaryota; Metazoa; Chordata; Actinopteri; Cypriniformes; Cyprinidae. Gene Ontology annotation, biological process: spontaneous neurotransmitter secretion; regulation of calcium ion-dependent exocytosis; exocytosis.